ACCCUCCUCUUCCAGCAGGCAGCUGAAUGGCAGCUUGCAGUGAUCCUGGCUAUGUAGCAAAUGUAAGAGGAUAUAAUGCACUUACUGAACAUAUCCAUGCUGGACUUGCACUGUCAGCCUGAUUUCCCCGACCCAGAGCUUGCCUUGCUCUGCAGCCCUGAAUCCCAGGGCAGGGCCGGUGGGCAGUGCAUACCAUUAACUUCAGCACUCUUUUUCCCUUCCAGCUAAGCCUGGAAAACCUUAGCCAAAAGACAGCAAACCACAGGGAAGUGGAGACGUGUGUGAUAAGCUGCUCUGGAGAGCCUGGAGUGCCACGGUGGAGUGCAGAACGUACGGCUUCACUGCAGGAUUUAGGUCGCCCUUGCUGUGGAGCACACGGGAUCUGGGGUAUUGUCCCUCUUCCUGAAAUUCCUGACUCACCUCCUGGCUACUUCUGACAUCUGUUUUUGAGGACUGAGCUUGCCCUAAAAGAAAUCAUGUCAUCAGGGGGAGCUGAAGAUGAUAUUCCUCAAGCAGAGAGAAAAACGGUGACAGACUUUUGCUACUUAUUGGAUAAAUCUAAGCAGCUCUUCAAUGGCUUAAGGGAUUUACCUCAGUAUGGGCAGAAGCAGUGGCAGUCCUAUUUUGGGCGAACAUUUGAUGUUUACACCAAACUCUGGAAGUUCCAACAGCAGCACCGACAAGUACUGGACAAUCGGUAUGGGUUGAAGAGGUGGCAAAUUGGGGAAAUUGCUUCCAAGAUUGGGCAGCUCUAUUACCAUUAUUACCUGCGCACCUCCGAAACCAGCUAUCUCAACGAGGCCUUCUCCUUCUACUCUGCCAUCAGGCAGAGGUCCUACUACUCCCAGGUCAACAAAGAAGACAGGCCUGAAUUAGUGGUUAAGAAGCUGCGUUACUAUGCAAGGUUUAUAGUGGUUUGUCUCCUGCUCAACAAGAUGGAUGUUGUAAAGGACCUUGUCAAGGAGCUGUCAGAUGAAAUUGAGGACUACACACAUCGUUUCAAUACUGAAGAUCAGGUGGAGUGGAACCUGGUACUUCAGGAAGUGGCAGCAUUUAUUGAGGCAGACCCUGUCAUGGUUUUAAAUGAUGACAACACCAUUGUAAUCACCUCUAACAGGCUUUCUGAGACGGGAGCUCCGUUGCUGGAGCAGGGCAUGAUAGUGGGACAGCUUGCUCUUGCAGAUGCGCUCAUUAUUGGCAACUGCAACAACCAGGUCAAGUUCAGUGAAUUAACAAUUGACAUGUUCCGGAUGCUGCAAGCCCUGGAGAGGGAGCCCAUGAACUUGGCAUCACAAAUGAACAAACCUGGAAUGCAGGAGUCAACAGAGAAACCAGCCAGGCGGGAAAACCCCCAUAAAUACCUACUUUAUAAACCAACUUUUAGCCAGCUAUAUACAUUCUUAGCAGCAUCAUUUAAGGAGCUGCCUGCCAACAGCGUGCUGCUGAUUUACCUGUCUGCCACGGGCGUGUUCCCAUCAGGUCGUUCGGAUAGUGAAGGUCCGUACGAUUUCGGGGGCGUGCUGACCAACAGCAACCGGGACAUCAUCAACGGGGACGCCAUCCACAAGCGCAACCAGUCCUACAAGGAGAUGCACUGCCUUCACCCUGGAGAUCUCUACCCUUUCACCAGAAAGCCCCUGUUCAUCAUCGUGGAUUCUUCCAACAGCGUGGCCUACAAGAAUUUCACAAACUUAUUUGGACAGCCAUUGGUGUGCUUGCUUUCUCCAACAGCAUAUCCAAAAGCAUUACAAGAUCAGUCUCAGCGGGGUAGCCUCUUCACACUCUUUCUGAACAAUCCCUUAAUGGCAUUCCUGUUUGUCUCUGGAUUGUCAAGCAUGCGCCGAGGGCUGUGGGAGAAGUGUCAGGAUUACCUCAGAAAAAUCAACCGGGACAUUGCGCAGCUGCUGACCCACUCCCGCUCCAUAGAUCAGUCCUUCCUUCAGUUUUUUGGGGAUGAAUUUCUUCGCUUGCUUCUCACAAGAUUUAUCUUCUGUUCGGCUACUAUGAGGAUGCACAAAAUCUUCCGGCAGGAGACUCGAAAUUAUCCUGAAUCUUAUCCUCAGCUGCCAAGAGAUGAAACGGUGGAGAACCCUCACCUCCAAAAGCACAUUUUGGAGCUGGCUUCCAUACUGGAUGUUAGGAAUGUUUUCCUGGAAAACACACUCGAUGACUAUUAAAAGAAACUGUCUUACUGCAAAGGGGAUUCCCUGGCCACAGAUUUUGAAUGGUGCAGUUUUAUAAUGUGAAAAUCAUAAAAGGAAGUACUUGAUUUUAUUUUUAAAUUUAGGACCAUUAUUUUAAAAAGUAAUAAUAAACAGCUGUUAGUUGAGCUGUUCCAUUCUGUAUGGGGUCAAUUUUAUAAGCAGAAGUUUUCAUGUCUUUUAAAUGUUAAACUAAAGAAUCACUAGAGGUUUGUUUCUGGUCUUGUGGCUGUCAACCACAUUUCCAACAGCUGAUCCUAAGCAUAGAAGUAUUAUUGGUUACCUUUAGCCCAUAUUUGUGGAAAUCCUUUAUUUUUAUACAAUUUUAAGAAAUUGGAAAGAAAAAAAAUCAACAGAAAAAAACCAGUAUUUUAUCCCCAAAGAGUUUGGAUUUGAAACCGUAAAGAUGGAACCACACAGUGCAAACCAACAAUAGCAAUAACACAGAUUCCUUCAUAACAAAUAUAUUUUUUCAGUCUUAGGCAAGUGAGGAGACAAAACUGUGGACAACUAAGUUGCAUUUGGAACAGUGCUUUGAAGUGAAUUUGUAAAGAUGCUUCAUGCUCCCUAUAAGUUUGAUGCAGCAGUUUUCUGUAUGAACUGUGUUCUGCUGGCCAAGGACCUGGUUGGGCAGGUGGUCAAUAGAUGAACAAACUGCAAACCCUGACAGUCAGCCCCCACCUCUCCCUGCCAUGUGGGGCACCCUGCCGCAGGAGGAGGUGUUUUUCAGUUGGAGGUACUAUUUAGAAAUCCCAGCAUUUCCAGCAGGUGUUACCCCUCCUGUCUGUGUGUGGACGGAACGUGUGGCUCCUGCAGCACGAGCACUCCCUGGCAGCAGCUGGGGGGAUGUCCCAGUGAUUGCUGAUGGUACAGGGCUGUGCCAGCCCCUGCUGUCACUCGUGUCUGACCCCACUGUGCCACAGCCCUGUGCCCCAGGAGAGGUGCUGAUGUUCCCCUUGCAGGUGAAACCAAGUGGGAGCUGUCAUGACCCCCUGGAUGUUUUGCAUGUCCCCCCAUGACGCAGCCCUGCCCUGGAGCCAGGAGCAGGGAGGGGCUGUACCUGUGGCUCCCCAGCCCAGAGCUCAGUGUGGGUGUCUGCAGGAGGACAGUGGCCUUUGGGAAGGGGCUGGCUGGCUCAUUUGGGACUGCACUGCCUGCCCUGCUGAGCCAGAGGAGCUCUGGCAGCUCCUGGCAGUGCAAGGUGAGCAAGGGUGAGGGAAUGGAGAUAUUUUAUUAAAUGGGAAAGCCAGUUGUCACUGUUCCAUGGGCUGCUAGAAGAGUGAGAGGACUAGUCCAGUCAGUGCUUUUUGUUGAACCCCACCAAUGCCUCUGUGCUUAGGUGGAAACAGUGCAGAACUUGGUGACUGCUGUGGUGUCAUGGCAAUCCUGGGUGCAGAUCACACUCAGGGUGUGAUCUGGUCAGCCAGAACAGCACUGGUGGAUCCGUUCUGCUGAGGGAGCACAGUGUGGAACAGCAGGAACAGCUGCAGUGUAGCUGGGGAGUUUGCAUGAAGGUUCUUUGUAGCUGGGCUGAAGCUUGCACCAUCCAUUCUUUAUUCCCCAAGUGUACAAAAUCCUGUGAAUGCUUGUGUUUGUCCUAAGCAGUCUUGAAGCUGGUACACUGAGACCCCCCCUUGGUGCUGCUCUUUGGACUCUGGCAGGACUUCAUUUCCCAGGCUGUGGAGUCUGUUCUGAGGAGUGUGUGUUUGUGUGUGUGCAUGUGUGUGCUCGGCGUUUGUGUGUGUAUGUACAGCACACAUACAUCUACUGGCUGGUGUAAAUUGUAAAUAUGUAUAUAUGUACAGGUACUUGUAUAUGUAUUAAAAAGAAUGAACCCCA
Molecule: messenger RNA, 4040 nt
Organism: Ficedula albicollis (Collared flycatcher)
Lineage: Eukaryota; Metazoa; Chordata; Aves; Passeriformes; Muscicapidae
Gene: SCAI
Product: suppressor of cancer cell invasion
Exons: 18
Coding region: 477-2177 (566 amino acids)
Biological process (GO): DNA-templated transcription
Cellular component (GO): nucleus
Molecular function (GO): transcription corepressor activity
Source: RefSeq, a predicted model, not a curated record